Messenger RNA from Sphaeramia orbicularis (orbiculate cardinalfish), 820 nucleotides. Its product is annotated as guanylyl cyclase-activating protein 2-like. The record is from RefSeq and is a predicted model, not a curated record. The transcript is spliced from 4 exons. The coding region runs from base 107 to 715 and encodes 202 amino acids. Gene Ontology annotation, molecular function: calcium sensitive guanylate cyclase activator activity; calcium ion binding. Gene Ontology annotation, biological process: visual perception. NCBI's taxonomy places the organism in Eukaryota, Metazoa, Chordata, Actinopteri, Kurtiformes, Apogonidae. Gene Ontology annotation, cellular component: photoreceptor inner segment; cone photoreceptor outer segment.
CACUCAGUGUCCACAUGAGAAUAUUGUUCCUCUGAAACAUUGCUGCUCAUCACUCACAUUUGGAGGUGAUUUUUUUUUAGCUACAGGGAUAAACAUUGUGUUCAGCAUGGGUCAAAACCAGCAGGUUCAGUCCCAGGAAGGAGAACUGGAGUUAAUGAACAUCCAGGACCUUUACAAGUCCUUCAUCAUGGAGUGUCCCAGUGGGUCUUUGUACCUGCAUGAGUUCAAGAGGAUGUUUGGAGUCCAAAGUGGAACAGCCGAGGCACAGUACAUGGAAAGCAUCUUCAAAGCCUUUGACAUGAAUCAUGACAACACCAUGGACUUUAUCGAGUACGUGGCUGCUCUGCAUCUGGUGCUGCGUGGGAAACUGGAAGAUAAGCUGCGAUGGUCUUUUAAAGUUUUUGACAACGAUGACAACGGUCGUCUGGAUCGACAGGAGCUGCAGAAGAUCGUCAAGAUCAUCUAUAAAAUAAAGAAAAGCACCAUGUCCGAUGACCCAGAGAUAAAGGAGCUGACUGUUGACCAGGUGUGCAAUCGCAUCUUUGAAGAGGUUGAUGUCAACAGUGACGGUCAGAUUACUCUGGAGGAGUUCAUUGAGGGGGCUCAGAGGAGUCACUGGGUGCAGAGCUUCCUGCGUCUGGAUAUAAACCCCAGUGGGUGGGUGCAGAGGUACCUGUGUGACAGAAAACUAAUGGGAUCCAAUUCCAAUUCCUGAAGGAUGCUGUUAAUCAAAGGGUAACCUCCAUGGCUGACAGAGGAGGCCGAUGCAGAAGGGACAGAACCUGCAGAUCCACCUGGGACUGAAUCCAAAAACUGGUGA